GAAGAGCAGUCGAGAUGUCGUCUCAAAGCAAUAAUACGACGCUCAAGAUUCUUCAGGACAUCGUAAAAAUCAUCGUCGAUGAAAACGUCCUUGAACCACCCGAAAAUCAUCCCGUUGUCGAGUUUCUACAACCUGAGGAAUUGAAGAAUGAGCUGUCCGUGGAUCUGGGCGAGGAUGGGACGAGUCAUGACGAGCUGGACAAGGUGCUCAGACAGAUUGCCCGCUACUCAGUGAAGACUUCGCAUCCAAAUUUCCACAAUCAGCUCUAUGGCGGGGUUGAUUCGUACGGCUUGGCCGGAGCUUGGCUGACCGAGGCCCUCAACUCGAGCCAGUACACCUUCGAGGUGGCUCCGGUCUUCACUCUCCUUGAAUGCGAAGUUCUUAGAGUCGCUUUGGCCCUCUUCGGGUACCCGAAGCAUCCCGAAGGCGACGGGAUCCUGUGUCCAGGCGGUAGUAUCGCCAACAUGUAUGGGAUGGUUUUAGCUCGGUACAAAAGGCUGCCGGAGGUGAAGACCAAGGGUCUGAGCGGGUCACCGCCACUCGCCUGUUUCACAAGCCAGGCUGCCCACUACUCCAUAAAAAAAGGGGCCCAUUGGCUGGGUCUGGGAACCGAAAGCGUCUACCAGAUAAAAACAGACGACAAGGACCGCAUGCUUCCAGGAGAAUUGAAGAAAGCCAUUGAGCAGGCCAGAAAAGAUGGAAGGCUGCCGUUUUUCGUCAAUGCAACGGUAGGCACAACCGUGCUGGGCGCGAUUGACCCGUUGAAUGAAAUCGCUGAGAUCUGCAAGGCAGAGAACGUUUGGUUGCACGUUGACGCCUGCUUAGGAGGGACUCUUGUUCUAUCCGGGGAACGUCGGGACCGACUGAUCGGCGUGGAGAUGUCAGACUCCGUUUCAUGGAAUCCGCACAAGCUGCUAGGAGCUCCACUGCAGUGUUCGUUGUUCCUGGUGAAGGGCGAGGGUUCUUUGCACAAGGCGAACAGCGCGGCGGCGAAUUACCUCUUUCAGCAAGAUAAGUUCUACGACGUCUCUUGGGACACCGGAGACAAGAGCGUUCAAUGCGGUCGCAAGGUUGACGCCCUCAAGUUGUGGCUGAUGUGGAAAGCCAAGGGCACCAAUGGACUCAGGAGAGCUGUCGACCAUGCGGUUGCGGCGGCCAGGUACUUCCAAAAUCAGAUAGCAGCUCGCCGUGGAUUUCGCCUUGUCAUCCCUGAGGCAGAGUGCAGCAGCGUUUGCUUUUGGUACAUUCCACCGAGCAUGAGAGGCCUCGAGGAGACGGAUGAAUGGCGAGAAAAGCUCUACAAGGUGGCACCGAAGAUUAAAGAACGGAUGGUCAUGGAUGGUUCAUUAAUGCUUGGAUAUACUCCUCUGAGUCACAAAGGGCUUGGUAAUUUUUUCAGGAUGGUCGUCACUUGUACUCCUGAAGCCAAAGAAUCUUCCAUGAAUUUUGUCAUACAACAAAUAGAGAAGUUCGGUCAAGAUUUAUGAUA
Neodiprion fabricii is the source of this 1489-nucleotide messenger RNA. RefSeq names its product cysteine sulfinic acid decarboxylase. NCBI's taxonomy places the organism in Eukaryota, Metazoa, Arthropoda, Insecta, Hymenoptera, Diprionidae. Gene Ontology annotation, molecular function: pyridoxal phosphate binding; carboxy-lyase activity. The transcript has 8 exons. The record is from RefSeq and is a predicted model, not a curated record. The coding region runs from base 15 to 1487 and encodes 490 amino acids. Gene Ontology annotation, biological process: carboxylic acid metabolic process. Gene Ontology annotation, cellular component: cytoplasm.